This is a messenger RNA of Chlorocebus sabaeus (green monkey), 5691 nucleotides long. RefSeq names its product proline rich 5 like (gene PRR5L). Gene Ontology annotation, biological process: TORC2 signaling. Lineage: Eukaryota; Metazoa; Chordata; Mammalia; Primates; Cercopithecidae. The record is from RefSeq and is a predicted model, not a curated record. Gene Ontology annotation, cellular component: TORC2 complex.
AGCCUCCCAAAGUGCUGGGAUUACAGGCUAAGCAGUGAGCUUAGUCUUGAGGAUGCAGAGGUGAAUAAAGCCCUAUGCCUGUCUUCAAGGAGUUUGCAGAUUGGCCUAGGUGGGAGCUGGGGAACAUGCUCAAACAGGUGUCAGGGAACAGCUCUCACAGUCCUAGCUCUCCUCCUGCCUCGAGCACUUUGGACGACUUUCUUUGUUUCUUUGCUGUACCUUUGUCAUCUGUGAAUGGGACCUGGACUGGCCCCACUCCGAGGGCCCAUCUGUUCUGUCAUUUUCUGACUUGUCAGAUUUAGGUCAGGACAGGCCUGCGCCUGUGGGGCCAGCGCUGUAGCAGGUGAACCCAGGGUGUAUCAGCGUUUCCCUUUAGGGCACUCUUGUCAGUGCUCCCAACGGCCUCCUCCUUCCUCCCUGUGCUGCUCUGGGGAGGUCUCUUGGCUCUGCCCGGAAGUAGGAACGGUGGAGACAAAGACAGCUUCACAUUCUCUUCAACUGUCAGCAUUGAGAGUGGCGGAUUCGGGAGGAGAAAAAUGAGUCAGUGGCAACUCGUUGUGUGUGAAUCUGCAGUUUAUGAGUCCGCGGGAGCCACAGUCAUAGGCUGAAAGUGACCCUUAUUUAAGAGGGGCUGAGUGUGUGGAUGGAGCUGCCCUGGCGCUUUGCUGGACUAGGUGGCCUGGGGACACUAACUGAGAAGUGGAUGGGUACAGGAGCCAGCUUGUGAUCCUCAGUGUCUUACAGUUUCCUGGAGAAGUGGGUGUUUCGGCAGGAAGGUGGUGGGUAAACACCUGGAACGAUCCAUUCUGCUCACUUUUCUACUUCCCUGUACCCGUGCCAUGGAAUGAGAGGCAGCUCCAUUAACUCAUUUAAGAUCCUCAUAAAGGGAGUUAAUAUCCUGUAAUUACACAGGUGAAUUGCAGUUAGCAGUUCCAUUUGAAGAAGGGCAGCGAAAUGGAUCCUGUCUUUGUAGUGUGACCUUUACUGGGCGAGUUAAAUCCCAAAGCUAGCCAGUUUAAGGAUACAGAAGGACCUUCUGUGGCUUUCUUUCUUCAUCAUCUCAUUUGUUGGUUUAUCUAGAUCUUUCCAAGUGGCAGUGGCAUUUAUGAAGCUGCUGAGGCCUUCUGAAACUUGACAGGCCUGUUAUGCUUCUUUUGUUAAUAAAGUGUAACAAAACUGUUGAACUCAUUCUGAGCGGGGAGUGAAGGGGCAAAGACUGUACAGAAAAACAGGACAUAAGUCUGCUUUUUCCUUAAAAGAAAAAAGUUAAGAGACAGGACAAGUCAUUUCUUUUCUGCCUCUUCGUAUCACAAGUUCCUUGUUGCGAUGCCUGUUGCCUGCAGACAGCUGCUAACACCUCCCGUGCCCUCUCGAUGGCUUGCCUCCGUGCCCAUCUGAGUGGCCUAACUCACUCUUCUGACCACAACAGCAUGUUUGAUUUGGAGUUGAGACUUUGGUUCCCCCUUCUUCAAAUGCUAACCAGCUGGAGUUGCAAAAACCUUCUUCCCCGGCAACCUGAAGGUUGACUUAAGGCUAGAAUAUCUUUUUCUUGCAUCAUUAGUUUUUGGGACAUAGCAGAGUUAGCUGGUGAGACAGAUGUCAGUGAACAUACUUCUGGGCUAAACCUACUAAACCCCUAAGUAAAACGUGACUAUGAGAUUCAUGGUGUUGCCUUUUGUCCUUCACUCUGCUGAACUCUAAUACUCACCUUUUAAGUCAUUCAUUUAGACUUUAGAGUCACUAAAGAAUAAGAGACUGAAAUUACAGGUCCAAAGGUGUUGAGGAAAGAAAGAAAUUCAUCUGAAUGGAAAUAGCCAGUCCUUGAGGCCCACGGCUGUGCCAUUCUGCCGGCCAUGUCACAUGAUCUCAUUUCGUCUCUCCAGUCCUGGAAAGUGGGCAUUAGUAACAGCUGAAGACUUUAGAGUCAGUGUGUCCAAAGUUAAGACGCAAACCUGAAGCCACUGCCUUUAACUGUGAAGCCGCGAAGUCUCCCAGCGACUGCUACAAGGGGACAGUGUCGUUGAACCCAACCCUGCAGGGUGUUGGCUACGUUUGUGGUUUUAAGAAAGCCUGAGCACCUGAAGGCAGCCCUUGGAAAAGCCCUUUCCGAGGGCAUUCAGAACCUCGUGCUCCUAGAGGUGAAGCUGAACUGUCACCAGGACUUAUGACCCGUGGCUUCGCUCCCAUUCUGCCCGGCGAGUUCCAUAAGAUGGGCUCCUUCCGCAGGCCUAGACCGCGCUUCAUGAGCUCCCCUGUGCUCAGCGACCUUCCCCGAUUCCAAGCGACUCGGCAGGCUCUGCAGCUGAGCUCCAGCUCAGCCUGGAACAGCGUUCAGACUGCUGUGAUCAACGUUUUCAAAGGGGGCGGCUUGCAAAGCAACGAGCUCUAUGCCCUGAACGAAAACAUCAGGCGGCUGUUGAAGAGUGAACUUGGAUCAUUCAUUACAGACUAUUUUCAGAACCAGCUUCUUGCAAAAGGACUGUUCUUUGUGGAGGAGAAGAUCAAGCUGUGUGAAGGUGAAAAUCGCAUUGAGGUUCUGGCUGAAGUCUGGGACCACUUCUUCACUGAGACUCUCCCUACCCUGCAGGCAAUAUUUUAUCCAGUUCAGGGCCAGGAGCUGACUAUCCGCCAGAUCUCCCUCCUGGGCUUCCGAGACCUGGUCCUGCUGAAGGUGAAGCUGGGUGACCUGCUGCUGCUGGCCCAGUCCAAGCUGCCCUCGUCCAUUGUCCAGAUGUUGCUCAUCCUGCAGAGUGUUCACGAGCCCACAGGCCCAAGUGAGAGUUAUUUGCAACUGGAGGAGCUGGUGAAGCAAGUGGUUUCUCCUUUCCUCGGCAUCAGCGGGGACCGUAGCUUCUCAGGCCCCACGUACACGCUGGCCAGGCGGCACUCCAGGGUCCGGCCCAAGGUGACUGUCCUGAACUAUGCUUCCCCGAUAACCGCAGUCAGCCGGCCACUGAAUGAGAUGGUCUUGACCCCACUGACGGAGCAGGAGGGGGAAGCCUACCUGGAGAAGUGUGGCAGCGUGCGGCGGCACACGGUGGCCAAUGCCCACUCGGACAUCCAGCUACUGGCCAUGGCCACCAUGAUGCACUCAGGCCUGGGAGAGGAGGCUAGCAGUGAGGACAAGUGCCUUCUCCUGCCACCCAGCUUCCCCCCACCCCACCGGCAGUGCUCCAGCGAGCCCAACAUCACCGAUAGCCCUGACGGACUGGAGGAGGGGGCCGGGGGCAGCCAGGAGGGCUCAGAGCUGAACUGUGCUUCCCUCAGCUGAGUCGCCACCUCCAGGCCUUUCCACCUCCUGUUUUGCAACCAGGAUGAGGACACCUCCAUCUCCAUGGAUUACUGAGGGGCCUCUUGCUUUAUGCAAUGCUGCCUUAUUUCUUUUAGGGUACUGUCCUGGUCAGAAUGCCCUAAGGGGAAACCGUUGUUGUAAACCUCUUCAUUUUGGUGACUGUGACCAGUUCUUUGUAGCCACCAAUUGUAGUGAUCAGUUGCCUCAUGGUCACUUUCUGACUCCAGCCUUGCCAGCCUGACUCAGAUCCUCAUCUCUGGCCCUUUCCUCCUCUGAUGUUGGACUGCCUAACGUUCCCAAUGACAUAUCCAGUACUCCUGGCAUUUCUGGAGCAGGAGGUUGUCAGGAUCACACAUACCACCACCAAGGAUGUGUUGGCCUUUGGAGUUCCCCUUUAGGUUCCUUGUGAUGCGGUGGGUUAUAGGUGAAAAAUUAGUGGAGAGGGAACUCCUCUCCCCCAUUUUGUGUGGAGUGAAAAUAGCCUGCAGCCCCUACUCAGCAGGGCUCUGGGAAUGUGCCUGCCUUAUUUUAGUUUCAGGAUUGCUGGGAAAGUUACCCUCUGGUGGGUGAGGAUCUGUCCUCACCUACAUCCAUAUCCUAUGUGCUGCUUGCACAGAGGCCUUUGGCUUUUGACCCAGAGGGGCUGUGAGGCUGGAGCUGCCCUGUCUUUCAUUGAGCCUCAGCAUUUCCCUCUUAGGCUUCCUCUCAAGCUCAAGGAACUCACCCCCAGAUGCCUCUUGUCUCUCUCAUUUCAGAAACGGACUUUCUUAUCAUGCUUUCCUGUGGUGGGUGUGAGGGGCCAACUGAUACCAACCAACUAGCCUGUACCUGGAUUUGACUUGAAUUUUUAAAAUGUGUGUUGUUUCAAAAAAAAAGUUUGCAAAUUUUGCACGUGGGAUCUUGCACUGUUCAUUUCCACUGGGGUGAGUCUUCACACUAAAAUUACAAGCUGAGCUCCUGGGAAAAGAGACUGGAAGUGGUUCAGGAUAAAGAGAUCUAUGGUGCACACAGCUCUUAUGUCACAGAGCUCUAGAAGCAGCUGGACUUGAAUCCACAGUGGCCUGUGUAAAUUUGUGAAUUUCAUGGUUUCUGGGAAAAGCUGCAUUGGGGUGGGGAGACCCAGUUUGCCUCAUGGGCAGAGGAUUCUUCCAGGAAGCAUGGAAAAUGGAAUGUUUCCAUGCUUUACAGUGCAGGGAGAGAGCGGAGAUGUAGGCAGGACCUUUUGGAAGGAUGUUUAUUCCCUGUGGUUAAAGAAAUGCCCGGAAUUUCUAACACGUGAAGCACUUGGGGGCUGCAGGCCAUGGCACGGUGCUGCAUCCUUCUACUGCUCCCUCCAGGUCUGGGGGCUUUUAUCCACCUUGAAUCCCUGUCCUCCUCUUUGUAGUUGUCUGUCUCACUGAUAACAGCUCCAGGAAAAAAGACAAGGCUCCUCCUCUGACCCUUCCUGUUGAUGUUUAUGAAAUCUCAAAGAGAUGAGCCACCUUGGCUUCCAAUAUGGCAAGAGGGUGCUGGGAGAAGGUGAACAUCAGUCUAAGCUGCCAUGGGGAUGAGACCUUCUCAUUUAACUCUUGAUGGCAUUUCCCUUCUGGGUGAAGAUUUGAAAUACGAUCAGAAUUGUGCUCUUGAUGGCUGGGAAUUUAGAAAUGUAAGAGUUAUUUCAUUUUCAUUCUAAGAAUGAUGGGAGAGAAAUGUCCAAAAGAGAUCUGCCGAUCAGCUGAGAAUUUCAAACAAAAAAAAUCAUCUCUGUGUAUGUGUUGGAUAAAGUCUACAGACUGACUAACAUGCAUUAGCAAAUGGAACAUCAGUAGGUAGCAACAUGAUGAUUUAUGUAACUGAUAGCUUCUGUCCUUAUUAGUACACUUAACAUUUGAGACUAGUAUUUAUUGAUCCAGGCAAAUUAAUUAAUCAUGCUUGGGCUUACUUUUUCAGUUUGUAAGGUUAAUCACAUGUGCAUGCGUGCGUGUGUAUAUAAAUACCUUUUCCAUGUCUUAAAUGUCCCUGAUGAGGAGAGCAGUCAUCAAUUAAAUAUAUAAGCUCUUAAAAUGAGAAUGGGAGUGUCAGUAUAGACCCAGUAUACUUAAUUGCUGAUGACUGUUAGCCAGUUUACAACUUUACCAUCGAUGUACACACUUGAUAUUUGUGCAGUAAAUAGACUGUACCUAUAAAAAUUUUAUUGUUUAUGAUCAUGUUAGCUAUCAGAGGGCUAUUGGAAGAGUGAUAGCUGAGGUGUUUUUAACCAUUUUUUCUCUCCUAGAUUCGUUUUCAUUAUUUAUGCUAGGAUUUUCCUAUGGUUGACAUUUGAUGACAGGAAGCAAUCAUGAUUCUUCGAGUGAGCUCACAGAAACCUUUCAUGUUGUCUGUUUCCAAAACGAAUUCAAUAAACAACAUUUUGUCCUUGC